This is a messenger RNA of Didymodactylos carnosus, 1646 nucleotides long. The record is from the annotation of a GenBank genome assembly. NCBI's taxonomy places the organism in Eukaryota, Metazoa, Rotifera, Eurotatoria, Philodinida, Philodinidae.
UUUCUGACUUUUUUAAUUUUUCUGAGUUUCUUGAUGUUUUGAUUUUUUUUAAUUUAAAAUUGAUUUAAAUCAAAAAUAUCUGUUAUUUCUCCCUUGUAUGGAAUACUAAAGCUGCUGCUGUCACAACCUGAAAGCUGCAAUGAUAUCUGAGACCUACAAGAUAUUUGCUGACAAAAAAGAAGUUCAUGCAAGAACGAGCCGACAGCGAAUAAGUUUUCGCCGACGUUUCAUUUUCGGCGGCGGCGGAAAAUCGGCGGCUAACACCUCUAUCUCAAUCGUUUCUGUUGCUGAUGUUCCAGUAAUACUUUUCACGACUAUAUAUUUUUAGUUACAUUUUAUAUUCAUUCAAAUUUUUUCGAAUAACGAGAUAUUUCAUUUCAUUAAUUCGACAUGUCUCAACGUUCAAACAUAUAGUCCCUAAUAGUACCUUACAGUCCUCUAUAGUCCGUUAUAGUCCCUUAUAGUCAAUUAUAGUAUCUAAUAGUCCCUUAUAGUACCUUAUAGUACCUUAUAGUACCAUAUAGUACCUUGUAGUCAACUAUAGUACCUCACAGUAUCUUAGAAUUAGAAUAGAAUUCGAAUUAUUUCACAAUUCAUUUUUUUGAAUUAUUCUGUAAUUCAUUUCCGUCAUCCAGUGAGAUACCCAAGGCCUUGUCUCUCUGAAUUCGUUGUAAAAAAAAACGUACUGAGAAGAUUCCACCUUAGACAGAAAGCGACAGUUCUGAUCGCGUUUCGAGGGCGAAGUUUAUGAAUCCUGCAGAAAAUCGUCAGAUGCCGCAGAGGACGAUGUAACGAUGGGGUAGCUUGACAUUUACUCUUGCCGACAGAGAUCAGCUUUAUGAAAUAGUCAGGCCGAAUUUUAAAAGGGUGCCCAUCCCCUCCCUUGAGGUUUUUGGAUAUUGUCACGAUUGUCAAGAUUUUCAAAUGCAUUUCUCUACUUCGAUGUAGGUACACAUACGAAUCACCAAUUAUGAUUGCUCCAACUGCCUUUCAUUGUCUUGCCCACGUUGACGGUGAAGUUGCAACAGCUUGCGGUGCAACGGAAGCUCAAUGUUGUUAUACUUAUAAUUGGAUGUAUUCAAAUAUGCCAGAAGAAAAGGUUUUACAAACAACCGGUCCGAAGUUUUUACACAUUUAUUUGACUGCACCCAAUGAUUUACUUGAAAAUCUUGUUCAAAAAGCCGACCGUAACGGCUAUCGAGCACUUGUUGUUACAUGUGAUCAUUCAACUGAUUGUGUUCGAGAUCAUACGUUACCAUUGUUUGUCGAAGCUUCAAAACAUCUUGAUCCGGAACUGAUGAAUCGUAUAACAAUCCCAAAUAUGAAUGUACCUGAUAUGAUCGCAAAACAGAAACACGGUAACGAUUCGAUAACAUGGACAAACAUUGAAUGGUUAAGAAAACUGACAAAACUGCCAAUUAUUUGCAAAGGUAUACUAUCACCGGCUGACGCAGAGUUAGCGGUGAAAUAUGGUGCAAAUGGAAUUAUUGUCAGGUUAGUGUGUAUACACGUACAACUGACUGAAUGUACCCCUCGCUAUUGUUGUUCAGUAAUCAUGGUGGUCGACAGAUUGACACAGCACCGCCGGCUAUUGAAUGUCUAGAGGAUAUUGUCAGCGUUGUUGAUGGCCGUAUAGAAGGUAGGUU